AUGAACAUUAAAAUGCAUGAAGAUGAAUUCAGUAACAACCCAGGGAGAUACGUCAUAAGGCCAAAUAGGCAGCAAGUACCUAUAGGGGUGCAUGUUCAUCAUCCAGUGCUGAUGGGUCUGAGCCGUACACUAGAUGGUGCUUGCACAACGCAGGCAGCAAACGUGUGUCUGUCUCGAGAUGUGUCAGCACUCAGAGCUCCAUCUCCUCCUCAAGGCAACCCUGGGUGUAUGGAGAGAGUGUGGAAUGAGAUGCCGGAAAGCAGUGAAAUGGAAAGGAACCUGGGGAUCCUGGUCAGUGAUGAAAUUCCUACAGUGGUUGGGAUCUUUAGUGCAUUUGGCCUUGUCUUCUCUGUCUCCCUCUUUGCUUGGAUCUGCUGCCAGCGCAAAUCUUCCAAGUCCAAUAAGACCCCUCCAUACAAGUUUGUCCAUGUUCUGAAGGGGGUUGAUAUUUAUCCUGAGAACCUCAACAGCAAAAAGAAGUUUGGAGCAGAUGAUAAAAGUGAAGCAAAGAAUAAAUCAGCAAUGCCAAAGAAUUCUCUCCAUCUUGAUCUAGAGAAGAGAGAUCUAAAUGGCAAUUUUCCCAAAACAACCACAAAAAUGCAGGGCUCUCCAGAUCCUGAAAAUUCAUCUCCUAAGCACUUUGCAGAAAGGAAGAAAGAUUCAGUAUCCCCUGACAGCUUAAAAUCCAUCACUUCCCUGUCAUCUGAAGAUAAACAGGACAAGCUAGGAACUCUCUUUUUCUCCUUAGAGUACAACUUUGAGAAAAAAGCAUUUGUAGUGAACAUCAAAGAAGCUCGUGGGCUGCCAGCAAUGGAUGAACAGUCAAUGACUUCUGAUCCCUACAUCAAAAUGACAAUCCUGCCUGAGAAAAAGCACAAGGUGAAAACCAGAGUGCUGAGAAAAACCUUAGAUCCAGCUUUCGAUGAGACUUUUACAUUUUAUGGGAUCCCCUACAGCCAAAUUCAAGACUUAACACUUCACUUCAUGGUCUUGAGCUUCGACAGAUUUUCCAGAGAUGAUGUCAUUGGAGAAGUCCUCAUUCCCCUUGCUGGAAUUGAACUCUCGGAAGGAAGGCUGCUAAUGGACAGAGAGAUCAUCAAAAGAAAUGUUAGGAAAUCAUCUGGCCGUGGAGAAUUACUGGUCUCUCUCUGUUAUCAAUCUACAACAAACACACUCACUGUUGUUGUUCUAAAAGCCAGGCAUCUACCUAAAUCUGAUGUGUCAGGAUUAUCAGACCCUUAUGUCAAAGUGAACCUGUAUCAUGCCAAGAAAAGAAUUUCUAAAAAGAAAACCCACGUGAAGAAGUGCACCCCAAAUGCAGUGUUCAAUGAAUUGUUUGUCUUUGACAUUCCUUGUGAGGGCCUUGAUGAUAUCAGCAUUGAAUUUCUGGUUUUAGAUUCAGAUAGGGGGUCAAGGAAUGAGGUCAUUGGCCGGUUAACCUUGGGAUCUUCAGCAGAAGGAACAGGUGGAGAGCACUGGAAGGAAAUUUGUGAAUAUCCCAGGAGACAAAUUGCCAAAUGGCAUAUGUUAUGUGAUGGUUAGCAGCUUAAAGAAGGGUUGGAUCUCAAAACACUAUAUAUAUUUCCAUAGUCAAGAAGCAAGGUUUUUUUUCUUUGCUAUGUAUAAUUACUAUCUUUUAACUACAAAAAUUGUUUGCUUUUUUUUUUCAAGAGGGGGUGGGGGGGGUCGAAAUUAAAUUGGAUUGGAUUAUCAGAACAGAAGGUAACUUAAUUUUUACAGUAAAUAAUGGAAUUUCUAUUUCAUUAAACUUUAACAUAAUUAGUUCAGAUUAAUAUUCUUCUAGAGUUUAAGUGGCCUGUAAAUUCUGAAGCACUGUAAACCUCAAGAACAAACUAGGUUUUGAAAGAGUCAUUUAUCAGUGACUCAUAUAUAGAAGAUAACCUUAUUACAAUACAAUUACAAAAAAACCCCACCUGUGGCUUAUUAGGGAAGGGGAUGGAACUAUAAAAGC
Ficedula albicollis (Collared flycatcher) is the source of this 1972-nucleotide messenger RNA. It is a transcript of the gene SYT4, whose product is annotated as synaptotagmin 4. The record is from RefSeq and is a predicted model, not a curated record. NCBI's taxonomy places the organism in Eukaryota, Metazoa, Chordata, Aves, Passeriformes, Muscicapidae. Gene Ontology annotation, cellular component: synapse; membrane; axon. The coding region runs from base 1 to 1542 and encodes 513 amino acids. Gene Ontology annotation, biological process: regulation of dopamine secretion; calcium-ion regulated exocytosis; regulation of calcium ion-dependent exocytosis. The transcript is spliced from 6 exons. Gene Ontology annotation, molecular function: phosphatidylserine binding; calcium ion binding; SNARE binding.